AUGUUUUACGAACCUCCGCCUGAUUAUGUAAGUUUUUUUUUGAAAGAGGGAGAAAAAAGUUUUUAAAAAGUUUUCAACUUUAAAUAUUUGCUCAGUGUUCAGUUUUUUUGGAGAAAAAAGAAGACAACUAGUUUUUUGUUGCAACAAAAAUCAAAUAAUUAAAAAAUUAUAGAAAUAAUUUUUUGCUCCCAAAGAUCCCUUUUUUCGUUUUGAAUUUUGAUUUUACAAUUAUUACAGUACUCACAGAAUAAUAGGAUUACUGUAGCUUGAAUUUUUUGCCAUAAAAACUUCUUGAAAAAAUGUAUGCUCCUUUAAACUUUGAGCUUCUGUACAGUACUUACAGUAUUCCAGAAUUACUGUAUUGCAUAUAGUUCUAUGCAAAACCCCUUAGGGUUACUGUUGUUUGCGAAUUUCAGCACCAAAAUUAAAUUUCCAAAAAAUGUUCUAGAAAUUUCCAAGGGCCUAGUAAAAUGUCUACGCCAAAACAUCCUGAAUUCUUCUCACCCCUGUCCAAUUAUCUCGUUCUCGAUGUUUUUUUUCUGUUUUUUUUCCCGCGCGCCUCACUUUCUUUUCCCAUUCAUUUUGCAUAUAGUUUUUCUGUAUUAUUAUUUAAAAGAAGAAGAAGAAAGUCGCGCUGCUAAUUGGAUGGAAAAAGUACGAGAACAAGAAUUUACAUACACACACACACAUAUUAUUAUAUUUGAAUCAUUCAUUUAUUUAUUUAUUUAUACCAGAGAAAUCUCGAUUUCAUUUUUCGGUUUUGUUUUUUCCGAAAUUACCUGCGAUUUCUUCUUGGUUUAUCCAAAAAGUUUCGUGUUCCAAAUUUUUUCUGAAUCAAAACCACUUAAACAUUUCACAUUUCAUGCGAUAAUAAUACGUUCUUGUCAAUUGAAUUCACCUUGAAGCUUGUCUUUUCAAAAAAAAAAAUUGAAUUGCAAAACGCGGCCUCGAACCAGCGUCUCUCGCCUAGAAUUCUCGCGUGUUAACCACUUGCACACGCGUGCUCAAAGUGACGUCUACUGAAAUUUUAUGAAAAAAAGCGCUGAUGUUUUUUGUUGUUUCGCUGUGUUGAAUCAAAAUAUGAAGUGAUUUUUGGCGGUAUUGUUGUACAAACAAAUGGACAUCCUUUUCGUCUUAACGUCUUAUUAUCAUUAUUAUUUUCCCGUCCUUGUUUCUUUUGUACUAUUUAUUUGUGAAAAUUUGAAGGAGGAAUUUUUUUCAAAGCAUCUAUCUAGAACUCUUCCUUUUUUCCAGCCAGCCUUCAGCAGGUGAGCAAAUAUUUAUUUGACUUUGACAUUGAGAGAGGUAAAAAUAGCGAGAUCAUCAUUUUUCGCAUGAUUUUUACACCACAAAUGAUCCUUUCUUUAACACAAAAAAAAUCUUAAGAUAUCUAUCUUACUUUUCUUCCCAAAAAAAAUGACAUUUUUAUUCGUAAAAAAACUUUUUUAUUGCUUAUGAUAUAUUAUGAAUCAUUUCUUUUUAUUGGAUAGUUUUUGUUGUAGUUUUCUUGAUUAUUUUGUUGUUGUUGUUAUACAAUUAUCAGGUUUUUGACGCGUUUGCGUAAAUUUAGUAUUGAUUUUUUCGGGACCCAAUGCGCCUUUAACAAUUUCACGCUUCAUUCUAGUUUUGAUUAUUCCCAAGUAAUGCAUUUCUAAAUUUCACCUGUUCUCUUAAUUUCUCAUCAAAUAUCAAAUUCUCUGCAAAAACUUCAGUAUUCGUCUCAUUUUUUAAAUAAAAAUGGAAGUACUUGAAUCAGUCCAUGAAAUAUCAAUCUAUAUUCUUUCAAUUCUCUCGAAUUUAUCAUUUUUUCUCUUUUUGAUCUACAAAUAUCGUCUCAAUGAUGAAAAUAAAUCACAAGAUUGGUGUAUUUUUAAUGGUUUAUAUUGGAUAUCUUUUCUUAUUUUUUUCUUGAAUACCUUCGAUUGCAUUAUUAGACUGUAAGAUUUUUGAGAUUGGGACCACACCCAAACAGUGUGAUUUACCAGACAAAACUUCUCCGGAUUGGAAGAAGAAUUUAGGAAUAAACAUUUUUGAUCGACCUCUAAUAGUGUACAAAAGUUGGAUAAGACUUGGGGAAAUAAAUUACACACGGUAACACCCUUUUCAAUAAAUUUUCAGAUUUUCUUUGAAGUUCGAAACUGCAAUAAUUUUCAUCCAAUUCUUUUUGAUUUCUCCAGUCAUAUUUUUUGUUGUGACAUGGCUUUUGACACUUUUAGCAAUUCAAAGAUUCACAAUUCUUUAUUUCAAAUCGAAAAUGAGAUUUAUGAGUGGAAAUUAUUUGAAAACUUAUAUCUCAAUUUUAUCCAUUUUAUUUAUACAUUUCAUAUAUAUUCGAAUAUAUCAAUGUCCUCUUUUCAUGAAUUUUAUAAGUUUUUAUGAAUGUAUGGAUUCUGACCCAAAAGUUCGAAAUUACUACGAAAAUUUGCUAUGUUUUUAUUACAUUUUCUGCGCAAUUUUGAUUUUUAUAACUUCUUUGAUUUAUUUGCAUAUUUAUCGAAUUCUGAGGAAAAAUAAUGAGAAUGUUGUAUUUUUUGUUUAUCAGAUUUUACCUAUUUCAAUUCAUCAGAUUGUAAGUUGAACUUUCAAAUUAUUUUUAAGUGGGAAUUUUCGAGAAAAACUACACUUAAUUUGUUAAAAUUGAUAAUUUUCACAUUCGAAAUUUUGCAGUUUUAUAUAAUCCAAACUCUAAUAUUGCUCAUACUAGACAAGCUAAACAUAUACAAAGAACCAUGGUUCAAUCAUUAUUCCACAUUUACUUUUUAUAUUUCACUUCCCCUUGUUAUCUCACUGUCUUUUAUUGCGUCAAAACAAAACUUGCGAUAUUUUAUAAUUCAAGUUCUAUUUCCGCUCAUAUUUUUUGGCGCGAUAACAAAUAAUGAAAAUAGUGUUGAUGGUCUGGUCUCUUUUGAAAAAAAAACUUUUUGAAAAUAAAAAAUUGAAACAUGUAUUUUUGCAGCCUAUGGUAGAAGACCGAUGGCCUAAUAACAAAUCAAUCGAAUAUUAUACACCAAGGUAAGUUCGUUUGAACGGAAUUUUUUUUUACAAAAAAAAUGUACUUUUCAGAAAUCACUAUUAUCAUCAACAACAAGUCCAUCUAUCAAGGUACAAUUUUUUUUCAAAAAAAAAAUUCAGUACAAAAAAUAAUUGGAUAUUUUUUCAGCCAAUAUCAAAAUUCAGCAACAAUGCUCAGAACUCGACAUGUUCCAGAGGUAAGAUUUUUUUUGGGAAACAUUUUUAAAUUGGAUAACGCUUCUAGGAACUGUAAUUUGGGCAAUAAAAAUGCUAUUCAAAAAUGAAUUUUGAGUUAGAGUUUUUCUUGUCCCAAAAAAUCAGAUGUCGAACCGGUUUUUUUUGCCUCAAUCUUGAGAAAAAACGAAAGUUUUUUGUUGUUUUACAUAAAGAAUACAAAAAGAAGAAUAGCGCAAAAAAGUGUUCUUCAUCGAGAUUUUUUUUGGUUUUUUUUUGCAGUGAUUUUUUGGCGCCAGAAAUUCUAUUUUUCGGAAACUUUUUUAAAAUUGCCACGUCAUAGAGCUGUUUAGAAUCGAAAUUCUGAGUUCAAAAUAAAUUAAAUUCUGUAACUCAAGAAAAAAACUGCUAAGAAUUCAAAUUUCAAUUUUUAAACGUUUCUGAAGUUUUAAUUUCUAAAUUUAUGCCAAUUAUUAGAAAAUAUUUAGGAAAAAGUUAUUUUAAACAAUUUCUGUACAGAUUUCAAAUGGAAAAUUAAUUUUUCUAACCCAAAAAGUUUCAGCCAAAUCCAAUUCCCCUACCCCCCUCCAAAAAAAGCCCAAAACCAAUUUCCAUAAAUUAUAAUAUAUUUAUGUUUAUGUAAAUCAAUAGAAAUCUCUCAUCAAGUUUUUCGAUCACAUAAAAAUUUUAUAAAAUCCUUGCAUUUUCCCGGAUUUUAUCUAUCUCUUUGUUAGUUUUGUUUUCAAAAAAAUAACUAGAACUUUUCUUCUAAUCUGAGCAAUGUUUUCUAUAUUUUUUAUGUGAUUGGAGGUUAUGAGGAGAAAUUCCGUAAUUUUUAGAAAAUAACCUGAGCAAUUAGCAGUCUAUACAUGUUCCUUUAAAGGCCCCUUUGAAGUUCUAAUGUGAGCAAUAUUAUAGUUUUUUGUCCUAAAACAUUUUUUUCUUUUUUCUAGAUCGCUGGAAUUUAUCAAAGCGAAGAGCAACCAUCUUUACGUAGAUUCACCCGAUAUAAUCAAUCGAUAAAAAUGAUGCCAUCCCAAAUUCCCGAAGUUAUGCAAAGUCCAAAAUCGAUGUUUACAAAAAACUCUUCCUCGACCUCAAAAAAACCAUUGUUCUCAAUGGGAAAUUGGACAUUUCGAGACAAAAAUAAGAAAUCGGCGAGGCAAAAUAUAUCCGAAUCACAUGUUUUCAACAACAACUCUUCGAGACCACAAAGUAUGAAUCUGUCAAAUUUGCCCGAUAUUUUUCGACGAAGUAAAUCGGGAGAUGCGAUAAGUCAGAAUCGAACUUCAAUUAUUAUUGGAGAUUUUCCACGUGGAGAAACUAGAGUUCCGAUAAAAGUUGAACGAAGUCCAAGAAAUGAUUUUCGAAGUUUGUUUUUUUUGUCCAGACUAAAAAUGCCACGUCAUAACCUGAAAUUCUUCAAAUUUCAGCAAAUAUAACUGUGGAAGAUACCUCAACUUCUUCUUCUUCUUCCACAAAAACUCAUGAAAACCUUCCAAUUCUUCGACCGAAGAAAGAUGAACAAAAUAAUAAUUAUAGUUUCCAGUCUUGGUGAGGUUUUUUUCUAAAAACAUUCAAAAACUUUGAAAAUUUAGCGCUCAACUUCGAAAAUCGUGUCCAGAUCUGGAAAAUGCGCAAAACGUUUUCAAUUCAUCUCGAAUAUCAACGAAGAAGCGAAAAACGAGGAGAUCACAUGAAAAAGCACAAUUGGCGGCUUGGAAAAGGAAAUAUUUGAAAGGUAGAGAUUUUUGGGGCACUGCACCUACAGUACUCCAGGUUACUGUAGCUUUUGAGCCGAGUGAGUGUAUGCUCCUUUGAACUCUGAAAUGAGCAAAGGUUCUGUAUCAACAGUAUUCUAGAUUACUGUAGUUUUCGAACGGCAGUUUUUCAAUAUUUUUAGAAAUGAAAAACUCCGAUCAGAACUCACAAAUAUUUCAAUUUUUUGCAGAUUGGACCCUUGAUGAUGUUCUUCUUUGGUUACAAUCUCAUAAAAUGGAUGAAAUCGCAUCGCUUUUAAUCGGUUAUGAUUUGAGCGGAAAAGAUUUGUUAGAAUGGAAUGAUAACACAUUGAUUCAAUUAGGAGUUGGAGAUGAUGAAAUGCGACAAAAACUAUUAGAAGAACUCGAGAAAAUCAAGAAAAAUGGACCGGAAAAAGAGGGAAGAACACUUUUUGAUUUGGUGAAACAAACAAGUUAUGAUCAAGUUUUGGCAGUUGAAACACCAUUAACAACUAGAGAUAUUACUGUAACACAUGGAAGAUUGGGAUGUUUGCAGAUUACUAAAGUGAAUGGAGCAAAUUUGCCGUUGAGGGAACAUGAUUGGUAAGUUAAAAGCUUGAAAUUUACUGGCGAAAAUUCCUAAUUUUGUUUAUUUUUUACGUGGAAAAGUUUUUGAAAUAUUUGUUUUUUCAGUCUUCUCGAAAUAAACGAGCGAUCUGGCGAACAUUUCAAAUCAGCUUUAAUGCUUACAAAACUCAUCUCCGACUCUUCUGGUUCUCCAAUUCGAUUUGUUGUUCUCCGCCGAAAAAUUGACAAUUCCGAGUUCUCGAAUAAUUCUGAAACUGUGGAAAAGGAGACACUUUCAAGCAGUGGAAUAUCAUCCAGUCCACCGACUCCCAAAUAA
Caenorhabditis angaria is the source of this 5811-nucleotide messenger RNA. Lineage: Eukaryota; Metazoa; Nematoda; Chromadorea; Rhabditida; Rhabditidae. The record is from the annotation of a GenBank genome assembly.